GCUCGGUGCCCACUGUCGUGCCAGCUUGGUGACUCGGUGCCCGCUGUCGAGCUUGGUGACCCAGUGCCCGCUGUUCUGCCUGAUGACUCGGUGCCCGCUGCUCCGCCCGAUGGCCCGGUGCCCGCUGCCUCGCUCGAUGGCCCGAUGCCCGCUGCCUCGCCCGAUGGCCCUGAUGUCCCGCUGCUCCGCCUGAUGUGCCUCUGCCCGCUGCCCAGCCUGAUGUGCCUCCGUCCGCUACCCAGCCUGAUGUGCCUCCGUCCGCUGCCCAGCCUGAUGUGCCUCCGUCCGCUGCCCAGCCUGAUG
Molecule: messenger RNA, 303 nt
Organism: Staurois parvus
Lineage: Eukaryota; Metazoa; Chordata; Amphibia; Anura; Ranidae
Source: the annotation of a GenBank genome assembly